UCUCUGCUGGCCCGGGUUCCUCAUUCUCAGUCCUUCUCUGUGACAGCUGGAGCACCACGUCAUCCAGGAGAGGGUCUAUGAGAGGUCUGCCCUGAUAAAAGAAUGGCUCCAGCAGUAGGAACAGACUUGGGUUACACCCCACCAGACGGAGGCUGGGGAUGGGUGGUCGUUUUGGGGGCCUUCAUAUCCAUGGGGUUUUCCUACGCCUUCGCUAAAGCCGUCACUGUGUUCUACAAGGAAAUCCAAGAGUACUUUGGGGCCUCAAAGAGUGAAAUAGCCUGGAUUUCCUCUCUGCUGCUAGCCUGCAUGUACGCUGGAGGUCCCAUCAGCAGCAUCUUAGUGAACAAGUAUGGCAGCCGCCCGGUGGUCAUAGCAGGGGGCCUCCUCAGCGGACUGGGCAUGAUCCUUGCCACAUUCAGCACCAGCAUUUUACAGCUUUACAUCUUUGUCGGAGUGCUUGCAGGGUUUGGCUUCUCUAUGAACCUUCAGCCAUCCGUCAUCAUUGUGGGGAAGUACUUUCUGAAAAGACGACCAAUCGCCAAUGGCUUGGCCAUGGCUGGAAGUCCAGUGGUAUUAUCAACUCUUGCUCCGCUGAAUCAGUUUCUCUUUGACAGGUAUGGAUGGAGGGGCAGCUUUUUUAUCCUGGGUGCCAUGCUGUUGAACUGUUGUGUAGCGGGUACACUCUUUCGUCCCAUUGGACCAAUGGCUUCUAAAAAGAAAAAGGAGAAAGACCCAGAAAAGAUUAGCAAAAGUCUAACGGAGCCUGGAAAAACAGAAGAUUCGGACAAGAAGGAGAAGGAAGGUUGCCUAACCCGGUUUAACAAAAUCUUGGACUUGACUCUUUUUAAGCACAGGGGUUUCUUAAUCUACCUCAUCGGAAACGUCCUGAUGUUCAUUGCCUUUUAUGCCCCUAUUGUGUUUCUUGCUCCUUAUGGAAAACAUUGUGGUGUUGAUGAAUAUUCAGCUGCCUUUCUCUUGUCCAUACUCGCCAUCGUUGAUAUGUUUGCCAGACCGUUAACUGGUGUCAUAGCCAACACCAAAUGGAUAAGGCCGAGAAUCCAAUACUUCUUCAGCCUUUCUGUGAUUUUUAAUGGCACAUGUCAUCUUCUGUGCCCCUUGGCUACUACCUAUGCGGGCCUUGUCACGUACUCUGUGUUCUUUGGCUUAGCCUUUGGCAUGGUGUGUGCCCUGCUCUUUGAAACCCUUAUGGAUCUAGUUGGAGCCAAGCGGUUUUCAAGUGCCGUUGGAUUGGUCACAAUUGUAGAGUGCGUUCCUCUGCUACUGGGCCCACCGAUUGGAGGUGCCAUUGUGGAUGCCCUAGGAGAUUACAAGUAUAUGUUUUUAGAGUGCGGAGCCAUCAUGGUGUUUGCUGGUCUCUUUCUGUUGGUCGGCAACUUCUACAACUAUCGAAUGCUCAGGAAGGAGGCUGAAGCAGAAAAGAAUGGAGACAAGAAAGAUUUGGAAAUGAAGGAAGGCGUUGGACUGAAAAAAGACAACUACAGUCAAGUGGCCACUGAAGAAAAGCCAAAAAAUGGCAGUGAAAUCCCAACCACAAAAUUUGAGGCGGAGAAACUAGAAGAAGCCAAUGGAUCAGGCCACACGUGUUAGAAACACUUGAGGACAUUUAGCAAAUCCAUUUUUUAGGCUUGAUGUGCCUGUGUGACUUAUUGAAGCUGCAUCUGGCAGCCUAUAUAUUACUGUAAUAUAAGCCGCACCCCAUUGUGUGAUGUCAUGG
Nanorana parkeri is the source of this 1735-nucleotide messenger RNA. Its product is annotated as monocarboxylate transporter 2-like. Gene Ontology annotation, molecular function: monocarboxylic acid transmembrane transporter activity. The coding region runs from base 103 to 1608 and encodes 501 amino acids. The record is from RefSeq and is a predicted model, not a curated record. The transcript has 5 exons. Lineage: Eukaryota; Metazoa; Chordata; Amphibia; Anura; Dicroglossidae. Gene Ontology annotation, biological process: transmembrane transport; monocarboxylic acid transport. Gene Ontology annotation, cellular component: membrane.